Messenger RNA from Exaiptasia diaphana, 1040 nucleotides. Its product is annotated as pecanex-like protein 3. NCBI's taxonomy places the organism in Eukaryota, Metazoa, Cnidaria, Anthozoa, Actiniaria, Aiptasiidae. The coding region runs from base 143 to 1024 and encodes 293 amino acids. The transcript has 7 exons. The record is from RefSeq and is a predicted model, not a curated record.
UAUGGCGGUCGAUGGGAAGGAAGAGGAGAAAAUUUCUCCGAUUUUCAACCUGAUAUGUCGACCCCUUGAACUUUGUACGUGUUUCAAAAUGCUUUGAGUUAACGUUCAAAGCAAAUAACUUGCUUUGUAAAUACAAAUUCGAAUGGGUUCUCAAACGCUGGAGAUUUUGCGUCAGGGUGUUUGGGCCUCGCUGACGGGAGGUUGGUUCUUCGACCCACACCAAGAAAUCUUUACCAAUACCUUUCAUUUUUACUUAUGGAUUAUUCUGCUGUGUCUGCCGUUUUCUCUUUACCUUGGUGCUCCGCCUUCUGAUCUAGUCUGGGUCUUGUAUGCAGCAUUUGUUGGAGUUCUAUUCGCCAUCAUUAAAUUCUUAAACUACCGUCUUCAUUUGAUGUUUGACGGCGAGGAAUUUCACUCCGAGGAAGAUCAYCGAGAGGACAGUGGCUCCACAAGAGAAAUCCCAACAGGAGAUAGCGUCGUGAGAGAGCACUCCGUUAGCGUGAGACGUGAUGAUAGUUCCGUUGUGUCUCCCCAUGYGGAGGGGGCCGGGGAAGUCAUUGAAAUGGAGGUGAUUAACAGAUGUGGCUCAUCCGCUGAUUGUAAUGGUAGCCAUGAGCAACAACCCCUGCCCCCCUCAAUGCCUUCUUCUCUUCUUAACCAAUCGCAGACAAUGGAGAAUAACCCUGAUCAGGAUAGUGGUGAUCAAGCUAGCAAGACAGAAGAAGAAACAGGCGCAAGAAGAAAAAAAGUAGGGGCAAAGGAGAUAACGUUUGCACUGGAAAUACCAACAAGUGAUGAUUCAGAUGACAGUGGGAGGCAAAGUCCUAGUGGAAAGUUAAAUCCAGGAAGUUCUCAACAAGACCAAGAAACUGAAAAAGAGAUGCCAAAUACACACAAAGAGAAUCAUUUUGAAAGCAUGACAAGUUUCAAAAGUGACCAAUCACAUGACGAUGCUCCAAGCUCAACAAACGAUGUCCAAAACCCAAAUAACAAGGAAGAAUGUACAAUAGGUAACAUUGAUUAAUCUCUGUCAGAAUGCU